Molecule: messenger RNA, 360 nt
Organism: Trametes versicolor FP-101664 SS1
Lineage: Eukaryota; Fungi; Basidiomycota; Agaricomycetes; Polyporales; Polyporaceae
Exons: 4
Coding region: 1-360 (119 amino acids)
Source: RefSeq, a predicted model, not a curated record
AUGACCCAACUUAAAGAGACUCCGGAGAACGCGAAGGCCCCUCCCUCUACGUCCACGCCCGCGGCGGACAGCGGCUCCCCAAGUGGCGCGCCUCUUACUGCUGGGGCUACGGCUGAGCCCAAGGGACUGUGCGCCGCCCUCGCUUCCGAAAGCGGGGAGGAGGCUGCGCUCAUCGAGCAGAUUGGUGGCUUGACGGUCACGCGGACCUCGAGAACGGUCCCUGGUGAUAGGACGUGGAGCUACCGGCUCCAAGAAGACAUCCUCGGAAUCGGGUCCGCUGCCAAGCACGACAAGGGUGGGGACAAGCAGGAUCGCGUCGGUUACGAAGAUGACAAGUUUUUCCCCGCUCAGUCUUGGUGA